GUGAUUGGUUGUUAUAGGGUUGUCAGCGGCACCAGAGUUCGUGCAAACCGUGUUGUAAACAGUAAGGUUAGCCUCGUUUCAUUUCACGUGAUGUUGCGGCAGACUUUGGAAGCGUUGUAAAGCUGCGUACGUAAAGAGAGCGGUAUGUCAGGAAGACACAGGUCGCUGCCUUCAUGGAUGGCAAAAAAAGAGGAGAAAAGCCAAGAAAAGAAGCCACUGAAGAGAAAGCGGAAAGCUGCCAGGUCUGCUUUCUACUGUAUGAACGAGCAAGAGCUGGUAGAAGCAGCUGUUUCCUAUUUCACAAACGGCUCAUGUGAGGACCUGACACUCGUGACUCGCCAGCAGGGUAAACAAAAAGCAGUAGACACAGUUAAGAAGAUGGGGAAAUCCACAAAUUCACAGCUGACAGCAAAUCCAGUUGCUGCAGAGGAGUCCCCAUCAGACUGCACUGAAGAUCUGGACAUGACGUAUGUUUCAGAAACAGACUUGGACAUUACAGAGGUGGAAACAUUACUUUACACCAGCAGGCCGCAGCAACAAACACCUGAGGGUCAGCGUUCAGGAACAGUUGAGAAUGUGGAGGCUGGGAAGACGAAUGAACCACCGCAGACAGCAGCAGAGGACAGCGAUGCCUUACGCCUUGUACGGGAAAUUUUUUUCAGCUGAUUAACUUAUUUGACACUAAAAAGUUUUUGCAUUAAA
This is a messenger RNA of Oreochromis aureus, 702 nucleotides long. RefSeq names its product cell cycle regulator of non-homologous end joining. The transcript is spliced from 3 exons. Bases 145 to 666 code for a protein of 173 amino acids. NCBI's taxonomy places the organism in Eukaryota, Metazoa, Chordata, Actinopteri, Cichliformes, Cichlidae. The record is from RefSeq and is a predicted model, not a curated record.